Molecule: messenger RNA, 345 nt
Organism: Carassius carassius (crucian carp)
Lineage: Eukaryota; Metazoa; Chordata; Actinopteri; Cypriniformes; Cyprinidae
Gene: tmsb1
Product: thymosin beta 1
Exons: 3
Coding region: 166-306 (46 amino acids)
Biological process (GO): regulation of cell migration; actin filament organization
Cellular component (GO): cytoplasm
Molecular function (GO): actin monomer binding
Source: RefSeq, a predicted model, not a curated record
AGAAUACAGCAGUGAGAGAUUAAGCCAAUCAGAGCGAGCGGAUUACAUCUGUGCUGUUGUGCAACGGGCUGUAUUUAAAGCAGCUGUCCGCCUUGAGCAGCACAGAGAUUGAGUCCAGCACAUCUAGUGUAAUACAGUCCCGAGGCCAGCGACAGACUCUCCAAAAUGAGUGAUAACCCAGUGAAAGAAGAAGUGAAGCAGUUCGACAAGAAAUGCCUGAAGAAGACCAACACGGCGGAGAAGAACAGUCUGCCCACUAAAGAAGAUAUCGAGCAGGAGAAGAAGGAUGCAGAGGAGGCCAAGUGAAGCCGCUCUCGCUCCUGCACAUCAACUAUCAGUCAGCAG